This is a messenger RNA of Leucoraja erinaceus (little skate), 7292 nucleotides long. RefSeq names its product zinc finger protein 831 (gene znf831). NCBI's taxonomy places the organism in Eukaryota, Metazoa, Chordata, Chondrichthyes, Rajiformes, Rajidae. The transcript has 2 exons. Bases 1190 to 4576 code for a protein of 1128 amino acids. The record is from RefSeq and is a predicted model, not a curated record.
UACACUGCACAAUGACAAUAAAGUUUGAAUCUGAAUCUGAAUCUGAAUGGCUGGUGGUGGGUAAAUUUUGAAUUUGUACACAGCUGGAGAUCUGAUGCAGCCUUCCAGCAGCAUGAGGCAGCUGGUGUUUACACUAGACUGUAUACAAUCCAAUGCUAGCAAUGCCUCAACAGCAUCUUGCAUUUCUGGGCAUCAAGGUUAUUUGUGGUUUUAUUUACUUGGCCGUUGUGUGUGUGGCUUACAGUUGUCCCAUUGCUGUCGACUCUGUUGGUUUUGAGAAAUUAUAAUAACUUUUUUAAUGAUGAGGAUGGGAUGUUGGCUGAAUGGGUCAUGUAGAUAUCCAGGAUCUUUAAGUGUAAAACUUGGUUUGAGAAACAUGCCUUCUGAUACAUCCGCAAUUUUGGUAACAGCUUACAUUCAACCAGGCUGAGGUUAGCUCACUUCCUCCAUAUCUCAUGUCACUUCUGCUCACCGCCCACACAGUACUGUUUCACUGUUUUGCAGCAAACGCUUUUCAGAAAUAAUAUUGCUGCUAAAAUUUGCAAAGGACCUUUGGAGACUCUGCUUGCAGCUCAGCAGUCCCUCUGUACUUCCCCUUCACCAUGUCUGUGAAAAUACAAAAAGCAACCUUGCCGAAGAUUACUCUUCCUGAGGCUGGGAUUAUUAGUAUUUCACUAUGUCAGGAAUAGCAAGCAAAGGUUUGUGCUGCUCUGAUAUUACCUGGUUGCCUUAUAGGGUAAACUCUCUCCCAUGCUGGCUCGUUCUGUACAGGGGAUAGGAGCUGGGAGUGCCAGAUUCAGCAACACAACUUGUUAAGAGACUCAGAAUAAUUCCAGAGAUCGGAACGCCCACGAAGGAGACAUCAAACAUGACUGCUCCAUCUGAGGACAAUAAAGCAGACAUGAAUACUGAGAGAUAACCAAGAAUCAGCAACUCAGAGCUUCUUUCUACAGUCCCAUAGACUUGGCCAGUCGGGUUUAAAUGAUACACCACCCACCUCUACGGUUAUUGUUCAACUGAAGGUUUAUCCCCUUCUCAACCGAGCUCCCCUCGGACAAUUUGUUCUCUUUUAUCUGUCCAACAAGGACUUCAUCAGAACUCUUCAACCAGCCAGCAGGGAUCUUCUAAGGCCUGUAAUUUUUCUCUGCCUGACUCUACAUUAGGUCUCCAAACAUCGCAAUCAAAGAGAAUGGGCAAAGCUCAACUCCAGAAUGUAAAGGAUCCAUCUCUACCACAUCCAUGUCAAACUGGAUCCAGACUAAAACCUACCCAUAAAACCACUGGAGACCACUCUCCUCUCUGUGCACCCGGGUUACAGCCUUUCCCCAAUUCACCUGGACUUCACGUUACCUCUCCAGUCACUCGACCUCAAACUGCUCCUGAAACCACCAGUUCCCAAUCUACCCCUUCAGUUCCCAAGCUGAAACCAACUCUCUGUACUACUGGACUUGAACUACCACUCCAAACCUCAUCAUUCCAACCUCUUUCCCAUACCUUUGGGCUCUAUCCUUUGCCUCAAACCGCCAGGAUCCACCCUGCCUCAAAGUCUCUUGGUCUACAAACUUCUCUUCAUGACCCCAGUCUCCAAUCUUACCUCCAUCCCUCAAAAUUCGACCAUCUCCCUCUAACCCCAGGGCUCCAAACUCCCUUCUUUACUCUCAGGCUCCAACUUCCCACCCAAACCUUAGAGCUCCAAUGUCCCCCGCAUAUCCCAGAGCUCCAAACUUCCCCCUGUACCCCCAGAUUCCAAUCUUCCCCACAAACUGCUGGACUUCCAACAACCUGUAUCUCUGGGGUCCAACAUCCCUACCAGAGCCCAGAGCUCCAAAUGCCAUCGUUUACGAAAGAGCUCCAUAUAGUCCAGCUUCCAGAGAAUGUUCAGCAAAACAAAGCAAAUGGGCAGAGAAAAUUUGUGUGCAAUGAAUGUGGGAGGGACUGUGCAAAGCGCAGUGCUCUUGAGAAGCAUAUCCGGUCUCACACUGGAGAGCGUCCCUUUCCAUGUAUAACCUGCGGGAUUUCUUUCAAAACGCAGAGUAACCUGUAUAAACAUAAUAGGACACAAAGUCAUUUGCACAACUGCCAGCUUUCUGCUGAAUUGGUGAGAAGCAACAGGCUAGAGUUGAGUCAGGUGAAGGACAAUUUUCCUUGUGAAAAUACAGAUCAGGAAACAAAAGGAAAUUGUCACAUUGACCUGCUUGUGGCUAACUCCAGCAGUGUUGGUCAUACAAAGAAGCAAGAUUUCACAAAUAUUGUGCAACGGGAUACGUGUUGGAGGAGGGUCCAUGCUACUGACAAAAGGGAGGAUGGCUCACUGGAUGGAGAGAAACAGGGCAAUGUCCAGCAGCAACUUGGCCAAAUGGGAAACAGGCAUUUGGUUCUACAGAGACAGCAGGCCACUUAUUUUGCCAAACAGUGGGUACACAAGUCUUCGAAUUCCAGUGUACAAACCAAUGAAAGCACAGACUCAGGGUACUUUUCCCAUUCAGACAGUCCUGACCAGCCACAACAGAGUCUACAACACCAGAGCACUGACACAGAGUCAGAGAGGUGCUCUCAGUCCAGUCAGCAGUGGUCAAGUGUCGGGCAAAGUGUACUGGAGUCAGCCGUGGAUGACAAAGCCCUGCAAGGCAUGCACCAUCCUCCACGUGGUAUACAAGAGCUGGAGGAGAGGAUCUCAAAGCUCAUCUCUGACAACAAGGCCGUGGUUGACGACAAACAUUUGGAAACUGUGCGGCCAAGAAAGACACUUAAUUCAAAGCAAGGGAGCAUUGAUUUACCAAUGCCAUACACGUUUAAGGACUCCUUUCACUUUGACAUGAAACCUGUUCAAGUCAACAAGAAAUCAAGAGUUCCCUCCAGUUUACCAGCAUUCACUUACCAACUAACACACAAGUUCCCCUCCUUGCCGGAUCAGGUUUCCUCUACUGUUGCUUGUUUGCCCAUUAUAAGGAGCAACUCUGCGCCAGUUAGUAAGAGAUGUCUGAUAAGUAAUGAAACCGGCAAUAGUUCAAGCUCUCACCAUCAAGUGAUACAAAGGAAAUCCACCACCAUGUCGCUUGUCACAGACUUGCAAUCACACUCAUUGGACUUCCAUCCCCAACAGCAUCGAACCCUGGUCAGGCAAACCGCUCUUGAGAGUUUGCCAGCAGGUGGUCUCACCACAGAAGGGCCCAACCCCAUUGUUAAAAAUAAGAUGUGUAAUUCCAAGGUUGAACAAGUUUCAAAGCACAAGUGCAGGUCUUUAGUUAAGAACAAUGACCAGAAAAAGCUGAAGAGGUUUUCACAUGAGAAGUGGUUGAUAUAUGGAGAGGAAACCUUCCGAAAAAAAUACCAGGAGCCAAAGGGAGCUACCCACUCUGCUGAGCCACCCGCCUCACACACAAAGCGCCCUCACAAUGUCAAAAUGCCAGACAAAGGCAUUUCAGUACUCUCUGAGAAUCCACACAUCAACCCCCUGGCAUCAUCUUCUGCACAAAAAGUUCCCGUUCCAAAACACCUUUCAGAUGCACUUCCCUUAGCGUCAGUGAAGGUCACAACUUUCAACACCCCAAUGUGCCAGGUACAAUUUUCACAAAAAAAUGUGGACCAACAUUCACCACAACAUGAAUAUCCAGUUCCCUACCAUAAUGCUAAAGAGACAAAGGCUCCACUAAUCCCAGACCGUUCAUGGGAAGUACCUGCAAUUAAAUCAGCAGAGAAGCCCAAUAGAGGUGAAGGAACGGGCAAGAUAACUGCAUCACACAAUGCUCAAGAAACUGUUGGGGACAUGGGGAAGGAACUUACUCUCCAUCAACGAUCACCUACAGUGAGUGGCCAAACAUGGAAUGAUGCUACAAGACCAAUGCAAACGCAUUUAACACAUCCAAAGUUGGUGAGGCAGCUCAGCAUUCUUGUUCCAGAAGGCAAACAAGAAGGAAGAAGUCAAGAAGAGCAUAAGCUUCAUGAAUUUAGGUUGCAGAAAGGUGAAGAUGGUAAGUUAGAGUUUCCGUCAGGAAUACCACCCAGGAAGAAGCAACGGCUGAAAGUAGCUGGCACUGGACAGUCAGCAAAGACGCUACAAACUGGUUGUGGUUUGCCAGUUGGGGCUGUUCUAUGUGAGUCACCUCAGUCAAACUGUGACUUCAUCCCAGACACCACCCAUGAGUCAUAUCAAGUAAUCAAGUGCAUGAAGUGGAAGGAGGAAGGAAACUCUGUUGAACAGCCUUUGACAUCAACAGUGUUCAGUAGUUUUACUGCCGCUGGCUCCUCUCCUUAUGACUGUUCUAGUUCUUUGCCAGAGCAAGAGGCAACACUUUCUAUAUUCCCCUCCCUUCAUUUACAGUCAUUUUCAGUGGGCAAAAGUAAAAAGAAAGAAGCAAUUAGUCAAGGGGGGUUUCCAACACUAUUGCAAACAGCUGGAAAUCAUAUAAACAAUGUUGGCAAAAACUUACAUGUGGGAGUAAGCAUGGACCAAUGGGAAGCUAUUGCAUCUCCCCAAGCUGUGGCUCACCCCUUGCUGAAGCAAGAUUUUCUUCCAAAAUAUCAACUCAAAUGGACAAAGAAAGAACCGACUUCACCAAGCCACUCACCGUCAUGACUAGGGAAUAUGUUGGCAGUCCUCAUUCCUGGAACUCGCUCCCUAACAGCACUGUGGAAUUGCCUUCAUUGGAAGGACUACAGCAGUUUAAGAAGUCAACUCACCAGUACACUAGGCAAUUAGGGAAGGCAAUGAAUGCUGGCCCUGCUAGUGAUGCCAGAUCUCAACAAUGAAUAAAUGAAAAAUAAUUGUUCUUCAUUGACUGCACAUGCUGCAGUCGAUGAAGGGGCAACCAACUUCCUAAAGCCCAGUGUUCAAGAUGUCCAGAAUGAUUAGCAACAUCAAAACCAGUAACAGUAUUGUUUGUUUCUCACAUAUCAAUCAAUAGGACGUGGUGAACUGAAGACUGUAGAAUACUUCAAUGUUAGUUACCAUUAGGCAAUCAAGCAACAACAAUUUCCAACAAAUAGUCAACCUCGGCAGCCUUUUGGAACCUAAUCUGUAUACAAUCUUGACAUCAGAGUGGCAGAUUGGCUCCAGUUUGUAAUAUUAUUAAUUCAAUGGUGCGGAAAUGCCAACAAGGUGAUGGAGUCUGAGUAUGAGCAGAGAGUCCAAGCUCCUGUAGUGUUAUCUAGUAUAGACUAUGCUCCUAUAUUCUUUGGAGAAAGGCGAGAUCACUGCAAUCCAGAAUCUAAUACAUACACGACAAAACAUCUGACCUAUCACACCUGACACUGAGGGUUCUUUUGCUAUAUAGAGAUUACAACAGAAGAGCUGUGGAACUUGUGCUCAAUCAGUGAGUAUACCUAUGAACUAUUCCUUGUACAUUUGUGUUGCUAAACUUCCCUCCUUUUUGUCAGUCCCAAGCACCAAUUAAAAUGUGCAUGCUGCUGAUGCCUCUCAAGAUUCCAUGUGCUGACGGUCCCUAAUUUUGCUCUGUUUCCCGGUUACUAUGAAUGGCAGAGAGAGAAUGAGAUGGCUCACACAGUCAAUUGACAGCACUGGGCACUGCAAGGAUCCAAGAGCAUUGAAGUACAUGUUCAACUUGUAUGUGUACUUCCAACAAAGCAAUGUGUCAAUUAGUGAAGAUAACAGUUCCAUUGCUAGUUUAGUGGAAAUAGAGUCAAGGGCACAGAACAUGGAUCUCAUUAAAUAAAUGGGUUCUAGAGGGCACAAGAGAUGAUCGGAGAGGAGUGGGAAAGAUGUGAACAUGGUCUGGGGGCCUCACAAGUUUAGCCAAAUGAAUGAGUGAACAGAAUGAAAGUGGCAUGAAAUACACACCAAAUUAUUUCAAUCUGCAAAGAUAUUCAUGAAACGGAUCUUGAUCAUAGAGGUGGGGAGAGAGGUACCAGAACCCAGUGUACAGUAGGAGAAGAAGUACGGCAACUAUGUCAAUCAGAGAAGAUAACAGUUCCAUUGGUAGUGAUCUCCACAUCCUGUGAAUGAAUGAGGAAUGGUGGCGACAGAGCCCAAUGGAACUUUAUAUGGUUAAACCUGAUCUGUCAACAAAUGUCGAACAAAUUCUGCACCAAAUGCCUUCCAUGUUGCAUUAAGGGGACAUAAUGAUGCAGAAAUGAGGAUUGUAUUGUAAGAGUGCAAUUCAUUUAAGGGAACUAAAGGGGUCAAUGGGAGUGUAGUUUAGUGGAUCAAUAAUUGCAGAAUUGUGCAGAUCAGUGAAGGCUGUUCAACAGAGAUUUUGAAUUGGCGAUGUAACUGAGUUUAGUGGGGCCUUUACCUCGAGGUGGCAGCAAAAGGAUGGAUCGUAAGAUGUGAGAGGCAAUUGAUAUAAGGAAGUUCACAGUUGGUCCUGUGACAAUGACAAUGGGAUUAAGGAGGCUACAUGAGAUGGCUAGUGCAAGGAGUUGCCUGUGAAUAUAGACCGGAUUUUUCACCUGGGAAGUCAUGAAGGAAGGAAACGUAGAGGUGAUGGAGAGCAUAAUGAAUUAAGAUGGUUGAAUUCAACGAGCAUGAGACAUUGUUUGGUGCAGAGGCAGGAAAGCAGUGAAGGUUUUGUGGUUACACAGAACUAUGAGUGAAUGCUAAGGAUGGGAGAGCCGAGGAUCAAUGAACUGGACAUUGAUGGGUUUGGUGGUGGAGAGAAUCAACAACAGGAGUGUCCCUGCGUGUACACAUCUCUGAAUAUCUGUCUUGGGCCCAGCACAUGGAUGCAAUCACAAAGAAAACCCAUCAAUACCUCUACUUCCUUAGAAGAUUGAAGUGUUUAUGUAGAUGAAUACUCUCUUCAACCUCUACAGAAGUACGAUGGUGUACACUGACCGGUUGCAUCAUGGCCUGUUUCGUCAACUUGAACGCCUAGAAAUGAAGGAGGUUAGAGAGAGUCUAACGCACCUCUCCAUCUAUCACAGGUACUGAGCUCCCCACCAUCGAAAGAAGGGAUCUAAAUAAGAUAGCUGCAAAAAGGCACAAAUAUCAUCAAAGACCCACAUCAUCCUGUCCACGCUGUCAUUUCACCUGGAACAGGUUAUCUCUGAUUCUCAUUCCAUAGUAUUUCCAGCAUUUCCUAGUUCAUAAACGUGGAAUAUUGCUUUCAAAAAUCUCUGAAUUUGUGACAGAUCCUUCAAAUUAAUCUGUGGGCCAGUAUUGUGGUGUUUCCUGUGGUCCACAUGCCACAAGUGUGCACAAAUUCACUCUGUUCAGAGCAGCAAUUUAUUUUUCCAGCCUUAAGAGGGUGCUAUUGCAAUUCUCUCUCUGUAAUGAACAGCUGGAGUGAAUAAUAAAGAAUGUUUAUUUGUCAUAUACACUGACUGUGAAUUGG